AUGUGCAAUCAAACUGUGACAUCUGCUUAGAACAAAUAAAAACUUAAGAACAUUACCCAGUUGAGUGCUGCAGUCAAAUGUUUCAUAAAGUUUGUCUUAAAAUGUACUUUAAUAGCUAAGUAGAGCGAAGAAGGUUUCCUAUAAAAUGUCUUAAUUAGAAGUGCUCUUCAGAGAUUUCUUAAAAAGAUAUUAGAAAAAUACUUAAUGAUUUAGAUUUCUAAAAAUUUGAGUAGUUUUAACUUAAAAAUUACAUAGACUGUUUAGGAGAUUAAGCUUCUUGGUGUCCUACUCCAGAUUGCUAAUUCGCAUUUAUUUUAGAUGACGAUUAAACUAUACUAAAUUGCCCUUGUUGUAAAAAAGUAUAUUGCUUGGCAUGUAAGGUACUGUACCAUGAAAAUUACACUUGCAAAUAAUUUUAAACUUCAAAAAAUAAAUUAGUAUGCUUAAAUUAAAGUUAAAUAAAGAUGA
This is a messenger RNA of Tetrahymena thermophila SB210, 468 nucleotides long. RefSeq lists its product as hypothetical. The transcript is spliced from 2 exons. The record is from RefSeq and is a predicted model, not a curated record. NCBI's taxonomy places the organism in Eukaryota, Ciliophora, Oligohymenophorea, Hymenostomatida, Tetrahymenidae.